AUGUCGCGAAUCCAGAAAGUCGGGUCGGAAACAACCACCACGCCUUUGGGGGUUGAGAAUAAUGGCGACGAUUUACACGUUCUCUCCGAUCGCUUUGCUGAUGAGAGUUAUAAGCUCUUUCAAAAACUCCAAGUAACAGACCCAACGCCGGAAGAAGCACGGCGAAUCCGAAACAAAUGCCUAUGGCGGAUUUUGCCUUUUUUGUGCAUUGGAUAUCAUCUGAUGUAUGUUGAUAAACAAACGCUGGGCAACUCGGCGAUUCUCGGUUUCAUGACUGACGCUCACCUCAAUUCAGUUCAGUAUAACUGGCUGUCUUCUAUUUUCUACUUUGGUUAUCUCCUAGCAGAAUGGCCGCAAAACUGGGCUUUGCAGAAGUUCCCGGUAGCCAAGUGGUUGGCUGGCAAUCUGGUAAUAUGGGGCGGAAUUACGCUUCUCCAUAUUCCUUGUAAUAACUUCGCCUCUCUGUUUGUGGUUCGAUUUUUGCUUGGAUUGUCCGAAGCCUGCAUCGUCCCGGCCUUUCUUCUCUCCAUGUCGAUGUUUUUCACCUACCAAGAACAAGCUGUCAUGAUGCCGAUAAUGUGGUCAAUCGGGAAUGCAAGUCCUAUAACAUCGGGCUUGCUGUCCUACGGUGUGCUUUGGAUUGAUACCGAUGGAUUUGCUCCUUGGAGGUGGUUUAUGGUUAUUACCGGCACUAUCACAGUCAUAUUUGGUGUUUUUGUCUAUUUUUUGUUCCCGGAUAGCCCUUUACAUGCCAAAUUCCUGACAUAUGAGGAGCGGGCACAAGCGGUUCUGAGGAUAAAACAGAACCAUUCUGGCAUUGAGCAAAAGACAUUUAAGAAAUACCAAUUUGUCGAGGCGCUUAAAGACACCAAAACGUGGCUAUUCUUCCUCCAUGCCUGGUCUCAAGAAAUGGCCAAUGGGCUCACAAAUCAAUAUUCGUUGAUUAUAAACUCAUUCGGGUUUUCGGUUCUACAAACAACCCUCCUUGGCACAGUGACUGGAGCUGUCUCCUUUGUGUGUCUUAUUUCUGCGGCAUUGGUCUUGUACAAGACUAGAAACUGUCGAGCCUGGAUAUCACUUGCUUCGUAUAUACCCGGAGCACUCUCGAGUAUACUUCUCUUAAGUCUUCCGUGGUCAAAUCGUUGGGGUCUGAUUGUUGGCAUAUGGCUCCGGUCAACCACUGGGAUUGCAUAUGCAGUUGUGAUGAUCUGGGCUGCUAAUGCAUCGGCUGGCCAUACAAAAAAGACUACUGUUAUUGCACUGUACCAUAUUGGAUAUGGACUGGGCAAUAUUAUAUCACCCCAGCUCUUCCAACCGCAAUGGAAACCACGAUAUCGACCCACUUGGAUUAUUUUACUCGUGGUCGCUGCAAUCCUGCCUUCGAUCUGCAUAGUAGCCCUGAGGAUCCUUCUCCAAAGAGAAAACAAGCGCCGCGACAGACUUGUAGAAGAUAAUCAAGUGCGGGAUGAUGGGCUUGUUGAGACACUUAGCGACAACGGUACCAAGGUCACUCAGGUGGUGGACAAUAAUCAACUUGAUUUGACAGAUAGAGAAAACUUGACGUUGUAG
Talaromyces rugulosus is the source of this 1569-nucleotide messenger RNA. RefSeq lists its product as uncharacterized. The record is from RefSeq and is a predicted model, not a curated record. Gene Ontology annotation, cellular component: membrane. Gene Ontology annotation, molecular function: L-cysteine transmembrane transporter activity. The transcript has 9 exons. Lineage: Eukaryota; Fungi; Ascomycota; Eurotiomycetes; Eurotiales; Trichocomaceae. Gene Ontology annotation, biological process: transmembrane transport; L-cysteine transport. Bases 1 to 1569 code for a protein of 522 amino acids.